Messenger RNA from Lucilia sericata (common green bottle fly), 1212 nucleotides. RefSeq names its product odorant receptor 45a-like. Lineage: Eukaryota; Metazoa; Arthropoda; Insecta; Diptera; Calliphoridae. The coding region runs from base 1 to 1212 and encodes 403 amino acids. Gene Ontology annotation, biological process: sensory perception of smell; detection of chemical stimulus involved in sensory perception of smell. Gene Ontology annotation, cellular component: plasma membrane. Gene Ontology annotation, molecular function: olfactory receptor activity; odorant binding. The record is from RefSeq and is a predicted model, not a curated record. The transcript is spliced from 5 exons.
AUGAUUGUGCAAAAUUAUUUUCAUGUUCAAAAAAUAACCUUUGCUGGUGUCGGUAUUAAUCCUAUGGUCACAGAUCCUAAAGAUGUCGUAAAACAUCCAUUAUUGUGCUAUGGUCUUCUAAUAAGUACUUUUUUCCAUAUGGUUAUUAUUGUACAUUAUAUAUUGACUCAUAUUAAGGAAUAUGACGAGGUAACCGAUUCAUUUCCUUUAAUGUGUCAGGCGAUUUUAUCUAUUUGGAAAAUGAGUAUAUUUUUAAGUAAACGAAAAGAUAUAUUGCGAUUAAUUAACGAAUUACAUCAAUUAAAUUUGAAGGCCCAGCUAGAUGAAUUAACCAUAGUGCGCCGGGAAAACUCUAAUGAUGCUUUUGUUUCCAAUAUAUAUUUUAAAAUCGUUUUGGCUACUGGAACUUUUGCAUUUAUACAUCCAGCUAUAUAUGGUUUAUAUGUUUAUAUCACAAGUGGAAAAUUGGUUUUAGUGGAGGCAAAUAAAGCCACCUACUUUUGGAAUUAUACACACAUUGGAGGUUACUCUAUAGUAUUCCUUUUAAACUUCCUCACCAGCUAUUAUGUAUGUGAUGUAUCUUUGGCCAUCGAUACCUUAUUCACCUGGUUUGUUCGUAAUAUUCUGGCACAAUUUCAAAUUUUAAUGCAUCGUUUUCAUCAAGUUGCCGAUCAAUGCAAUAAAGAUGCUAGACAAGGUACUGGUCCAGGUUCUACUCAAUAUCGAGAACCUAAAAAAUUCUUUUCGGCCAUUAUAAAAUGUAUACAAUAUCAUCGUCAAACCUUAGCCUUGGCUGAUAGAUUAAAUCAAGUUUAUGGUGAAAUAAUUUUCAUAAAAUUCAUCAUAGUCUGUUCGGAAAUCUGUAGUUUGGUUUUUAGUGUCAGUCGUCCUAAUUAUUCCAUGUUUGAUGCCGUUUACAAGGCUUUAUUUUUGACCGCUGUCACUUUACAAUUAAGUUUGUAUUGCUAUAAUGGUCAGAGGAUAAAAGAUGAGAGCAUGCUAGUAUCUACUGAAAUCUACAACGCUUUCGAUUGGUCUCAUUUGGGAAAUUCGUAUAAAAAAUUACUUUUACUUCCCUUGAUGCGUGCUCAAAAGCCUAGCCAUUUGAAAGGAGUUUUCUUUGAAGUUGAUUUGAGUCUUUAUUUAUGGGUUUUAAAAACUGCUGGUUCCUUGUUGACUGCUUUAAAAACUUUGGAGGAAAAACAGGACUAA